AUGGCGCAAAAAAUCCUGAUAAUAGCGAUUAACUUCGGGACGACUUUCAGCGGGAUAGCAUGGGCAUCUCCGACCAAUGCAGACGAGCCCGAGAUCAUCACCGCAUGGCCUGGAGGUGGUAACCGCACAUCCGACAAGAUCCCGCAGCACAAAGCAAAGUUGUCUAAGUUCAAACUAUUGCUAGACGAAAGUCAAGAUGACAGACGUCAAUGCGCUCAAGAAGCGAAGGCGCUUAUGGACAACCUCGAAAAAUCCGCGGUUGAUGUCUCGGCUGACUUCUUACGAGCCAUUUUUAGAGUGGCCAAACAACAGUUAGAACGUAGAUACAGCCUGGAGUUCGUAGAGUCUUCGACACUGCAAGCUAUAUUGACAGUACCGGCAGUCUGGUCUGAUAAGGCCAAAGAUGCAACACUAAAAGCAGCGAACAGGGCAGGUCUGGGGAAGUACGAGUUGACAAUGUUGUCCGAACCCGAAGCAGCAGCGCUCUACACCCUCAGAAGUAUUCGCCCAAAUGAUAUGAUGGUGGAUGAUGCGUUCGUAGUUUGCGAUGCCGGCGGUGGAACAGUCGAUUUGAUAACCUACCGGAUUAAAGCUGUAGACCCCCUUGAGCUUGCCGAAGUGGUUCCGGGUUCUGGGGGUCUAUGCGGCGGCGUCAUGCUUGACGCAGAGUUCGAAAACCUUGUCAAGAGGCUGCUCGGUACUAAGUGGGAUCAAAUCACUGCCAAAGAAAGAGGUGUUAUUAUGAAUGCCUGGAUUGAUGGGAUAAAGUGCAGCUUUGGGGGUGUUGACGAUGAUCUCGAUGAGACCGACAGCAGUGAAGCCGAUAGCUGUCAGCACGUAAGGGUCAAUAAUAGGGACGAGGACGACUGGAAGUAUACUCAGGAGGAUAAACGCCGUUUGGCAGGGAUGACCCCGAAUCCAGUUUUUGCAGCAGCCGCUCUUAAACACUGGGAUCUAAUAUAUCGAGAGUGGGAGAGCAGUGCAGAUGUUGUUCGAAGCUGGGGUGAUCCUAGAAGUCCACAACCAUGUUGGCGAGACGCUAGUAUUGGCGGCUGUUCGGUCGAGCCUCUCGAAAGUCCUUUCGAGCCUGCUGGAGAUACCGAUGACAGUGAUAGUGAUUCGGACGAGGACUUUGGAAGGUCUGGAGAUGUCUUUAUCGAUUUCUCGAAGUUUUAUAGGACCGUGUAA
This is a messenger RNA of Aplosporella prunicola CBS 121167, 1188 nucleotides long. RefSeq lists its product as uncharacterized. The coding region runs from base 1 to 1188 and encodes 395 amino acids. The transcript is spliced from 8 exons. The record is from RefSeq and is a predicted model, not a curated record. Gene Ontology annotation, molecular function: ATP-dependent protein folding chaperone; ATP binding. Lineage: Eukaryota; Fungi; Ascomycota; Dothideomycetes; Botryosphaeriales; Aplosporellaceae.